CGAAUCUUCUAUCGUGGGUGAAGAUAGCUGUUGCUGUUGCAGUAAUCCGCUGCAAACCUCCAGGGGACUCCGCUCUGAAACAUGCUGAAAGGAUAUGCUCCAAGUUCUGGACCAAUCAGUUGUCGCUGCAGACAAAUUUCCAGCAAACAAAAGCAGAGCUUUCCCACCUGCAGAAGCAACUGACAGAGGAGAAAAAUGUUCCCAGGGGAACCGCAGAAAAAUGUCACAAUCUUUCUCCCAUGCAAGUGUUGAGCGGGAGGCACCAUGACCUGACUCCCCCACCAUCAGUGGAGUAUGUGGCUGGUCAGGUAGGACUGUCACGUCAUAUUGCAUCCAGGGGCGGCUCGUGGGGCUAAAAAGUGGGCGUGCACUAUUAAGCUAUCUUAGGCUGAAGAUAGUCAAGA
Molecule: messenger RNA, 404 nt
Organism: Aplysia californica (California sea hare)
Lineage: Eukaryota; Metazoa; Mollusca; Gastropoda; Aplysiida; Aplysiidae
Biological process (GO): meiotic DNA double-strand break formation; DNA recombination
Source: RefSeq, a predicted model, not a curated record